Molecule: messenger RNA, 1730 nt
Organism: Myripristis murdjan (pinecone soldierfish)
Lineage: Eukaryota; Metazoa; Chordata; Actinopteri; Holocentriformes; Holocentridae
Gene: cdca3
Product: cell division cycle associated 3
Exons: 6
Coding region: 158-1546 (462 amino acids)
Source: RefSeq, a predicted model, not a curated record
AAGUAGCAUGCACGCGUCCCUCCAUUUAAAUGUUUUAAAAGACGUGCGUGUUUCCCCGUGUUGUUGUGUGGAAGAAGAGGUGAAAAGAGGGCUACGCUGGGGAGACCGUCUUCGUGUAGUGUGUGUGUUAUCAGGUUGCCAGAGCUAAAUAAUCAUCAUGGGAUCCAGUGAGAGCAAGAUGGUGUCUUCAACAUUGAAGCCAGACUCGAAGCAAAACGCCAAAAACGAGAGAGUGAGCCGGCUAAUCGAUCCACGCUCUCCCUCAGCGGGCAUUGAUCGCACACCCAUUCAGGUUGGAGGGCCUGUGUCCAAAACCUCAGCUGAUGUGAAGAGUGAAUGUGUUGUGCCAUCCACUGAUCCCCGCUCACCUACAGUUGGCAUUGCCCGCACACCUGUCAGGGAUGCCAUGAGAGCCACAGUUGGCUCCCUGGCUCGUCGGCUGGGCUUGCUUUUCCACAGUGAGAUUGAACAAGCCCCUUUGCCAUCUCACAGGCACUCACAUCUCAAUGUGGAGGAGGAGGCCAGUGUGGAUGAGGAGCUGGGUUCCACUGAGCCACUUCUGACUCAUCAGCUGCCCCAGACGUUUGGCUCCCUGGCUGAGCAUGCUAACCUUUUGACCACCCCGGUGCUGGCUCCUCUCCAGAAUGUGGGUGACUCAAGCCCCUUUGUUCUUCUUGGGGAUGCCCAGUUAGAGGUGGAAGUAGAGACUGAGGCCGAUAUGACCCUUGAGGAGGCAGAAGAAGCCAAGGAGUCUCCACUUCACAAGAGACUGAGUAUGAGCCUGAUAACUUGCCACGAGGGAGCGGCCCCCGCCCAGAUAUUUGCUGAAGUGCACCAUGACAGUCCUUCAUCUCCAGUGCCGAGUGUAGCAGUAGAGCCAUUAGGGGAUGAAACUGAUCACUCUUAUGCCCUUCCAUCUGUCAACUCUGAACCAGAGCGCCCCAUGACCCCUGUCCAGGUUUCUGUACCCACUGUUACAGAGGCUGCCCAGGCUCCAACAUCCCCUGAGCAGCCAACAGAUGCAGUGCAGAUGUCAUCUUCAGUAGAAACCCAAGAGGUGGGAGUUCCAAAAGCUUCCCCUGUGCUUCCUAAGCUGGCCAAAAUGGAGUCGCCAACCGUCCCAAGCCCAGUCCUAGCCCAAGAGCAGAAACAGUCCCACACUGGAAUCCGCUGUCCCACCUUUGACUCAAAGAGCCCAAGUCAAGUGGUGUUCAAGCCCCAGUGGCUUGGAAAGGGCUUUGGUACCACUGGGUUGAGAGCCAGAGGAGUGCAAGCACAUGGAGGGAAAGGAGGCUCGUCUCCCCUUGCUGUCAGAGUGGCUGUCAAGAACAUUACCAAUGAAAACAAGGGGCAGUCUGCAAAACUCAAGCAGAAAGGUAACGGACUCUCUGAAGGCCGCUCACCACUGCAGAUCCUUAAGGAGACCAACUCCCCCAGGGACCAGCAUCCUCAGAUGAAGCUGAAGGUGUCCACCCCAGAUAGGCAGAGGAUUGGACAGAUGGACCGCAGAGUCCUGACGGUGGCUCUGGAUAAGGAGAACAGAUGAUGCAUUACAGGAAAAAAAUCCUGCCACGUUUUCGUAAUGCUUAAAGCAAGCUUUUAAAUGUACAGUUUCUUAAACUGAUUGAAUAUGUAAAUUUCCUGUUCAAUUACAACUUGAUGUAUAAUCUACGUUUUCUAUCCUGUUUCUGUCCCUCUGUAAAUAGAAAUAAAAUUACUUGCUUUCAUAA